CCAAAUUCGAAUCAAUUUUCGAUCUCGUCUUCUCCUGCUUUCUGAUCUCUGAGAUGAUGGUGGAGAGAACGAUGAGUUUAGGGUUUGGAGCCAACGGAGAAACCUUAGGGUUUAGAGAAACAAUGUGGGCGCAGCGAGAGCUUCUUCAGAAGAUCACUCAAGAGCUCGACGAUGAACGAGAAGCGUCGUCAUCAGCUGCUUCCGAAGCCUUGGCGAUGAUUCUAAAGCUUCAGGGAGAGAAGGCAGCGUUGGAGAUGGAGACUAGUCAGUACAAGAGGAUGACUGAGGAGAAGAUGUGCCAUGCUGAGACUUCUCUGACGCUCUUCGAAGAUCUGAUUUACAAUAAGGAGAUGGAGAUUGCGUCUCUCGAGUUUCAGGUUCAGGCUUAUAGAUGUAAACUGCUUAGCGUUGGUUGGUCUGAUCUAGCUGCCGUGGAGAACAAGUUUCCGCAGAAUCGUGUCUGGAAGAUGAAGCGAAAUCUAUCGAAUCCUUUUGAUGGAAUGAGUUGUGAGAGAAGGAGGUUGCUUCUGUCUGAUAGUAAUGGUGAAGAGUUGAGUGUUUAUUGGGAAGAGAUGAGGAGAAUAGACGAACAUGUUCGAGAGAUUUCAGUGACUAGAGAUGCUUCCAAGGAGUCUAAAUGGCCUUUGCUUAGGCGCAAGUCUAUGUCACAUGCGUUGGUUUCUAAAGUCAGUAAUACUAUCCUUGAGUCAGCCAAGAGUGAUGUCAGUUCUGUAAUGGAGAGAAUGAUCAAGAACCCUAAUAGAUUCUUUGCUUCCAAAGAUGCUUUGUCUCCAAGGACAAAGGAAAGCCUUACAAUCAUCGAAGAAGAAGAGGAACGCGAAGAAAGAAAUGUUAAAGGGACGAUGGUGAGUAGUAAUUACGAAAGGAAAUUGAGUAAGCAGCCGCCAAGCAUCAAGGAAGAACAUAUGAGUUUGCUAAAGGAGAUUCGAGAACAGCUUAAUGGAAUGCAGUUAGAAAUGAGAAGCUUAAGAUCAGAACUGCAUCAAACUCGUCAUGUGUCCUCUACUGAGGAGGAUCCAGUCCUUAACUCAGUUCAAGAGGCGAUGAUUCACUUCUGGCUUUAG
This is a messenger RNA of Eruca vesicaria subsp. sativa (arugula), 1085 nucleotides long. NCBI's taxonomy places the organism in Eukaryota, Viridiplantae, Streptophyta, Magnoliopsida, Brassicales, Brassicaceae. The record is from the annotation of a GenBank genome assembly.